ACUGUUGAAAACGCAACUGACCGGGAUUUGGGUUUUAACGAAACUGCACUGACCGAUCCUCUGCGUUGACAGCUACGCGUAAAUGCGUAAAAGGGAAGAAAGUCCUUAGAGAGAGGGGCGUUAUUCACUGGAUGCAAGAUAGUAACGAAAUGAAAGGUACAUGUGGAGCUGUGCGGGGCCAUGAGCGGAAUACUGAAGAGGAAAUUUGAGGAGGUGGAGGCGGCAGCGGUGGCGUCUCCGUGCUCGUCCGCGCGUGAGUCCGAUGAUGAGGUGUCCUGCAGUGAAAGCGGGGACAGCAGCGACAGCGUCAACCCCGCAGCCUCGGGCCCAUUCACACCUGGCUCCAUCCUGAAGCGGGAGAAGCGUCUGAGGAACAGGCGUGUGCAGUUUGAGAAUGUCACCGUGUACUACUUCAGUCGGCGCCAGGGCUUCACCAGCGUGCCCAGUCAAGGGGGCAGCACCCUGGGCAUGUCCAGCCGCCACAGCUGGAUCCGACAAUACUCUCUGGGGGAGUUUGCUCUGGAGCAGGAGAGGAUCCACCGAGACAUGCUACGAGACCAUCUCAAAGAGGAGAAGCUUAACUCUAUAAAGCUCAAGCUGACAAAGAACGGCACAGUGGAGUCAGAGGAGGCCAACUCUCUCACGGCCGAGGACAUUUCGGACGAUGACAUUGACCUGGACAACACAGAGGUGGACGAGUACUUCUUCUUGCAGCCACUGACCACUAAGAAGCGUCGUGCCCUGCUGCGUUCAUCCGGGGUCAAAAAGAUCGACGUGGAAGAGAAACAUGAGCUCAGGGCCAUCCGGGUGUCACGCGAGGACUGUGGCUGUGACUGCCGCCUCUUCUGUGACCCUGAGACCUGUGCGUGCAGCCUCGCGGGGAUCAAGUGCCAGGUGGAUCGCAUGUCCUUCCCCUGCGGCUGCACCAAAGAGGGCUGCAGCAACUCCACCGGCCGCGUGGAAUUCAACCCCAUCCGCGUGCGCACUCACUUCCUGCACACCAUAAUGAAGCUGGAGCUGGAGAAGAGCCGCGAGCAACAGCAGCAGCUGGCCACGCCCACCAACGGUUUCCACGGUGACGGCAACAACGGCAACAACACUCUCCUCCAAUCGCAGCACCGGUUGGAGUACACUUUAUCUGACACGGUCCCCCCUCCCGCUGCCAUGCAUCUCCAAGCGACGACGGACGACAUGGACGAAGCCAUCGACGAAGAGGAUGACGAAGAUGAGGAUGAUGAAGAGGAGGAUGAGGAAGAAGAGGAGAACGAUGAAGAUGAAAGUAGCAGCGUUUGUAGCGGACUUUCCGACUCGAGUACGCAAAGUUUAGCCAACAGUGACUCUGAGGAGGAAGACGAGGAUGACGAAGAUGAGCAAAAGACUGAAAACUUUGAGGAAGACUUAUCCAACCAAACUAGCGUCGCACCGCUAACUUCUGUUCUAUGUUACAAUGACGAAAACCACAUUAACGGGAAUUCAUAUUUGAUAAACUCUUCUUCAAACGAGUACUAUCAGCUAGCAAACGCAAUUCCCAACAGCCAAAGUAGCAGCCAAGUUAGCGAACCUUACGGAGAAGCAUUUGCGGAUCAAGCUAGCAACGCGACGCAAUUCAACAUGGCCGCCGAACAGUACACAAACUUUGCAAAUCAAACAGAAGAGCGGUAUUCGACCAACCAGUGUUACAGCCUCACUAACGGGACUCACACAACGGAGCUAACCAAUUACGUGCCAGAUCAAGAAAAGGAAAUAAAGAAUGGUUUCGUAGAGCAGACCGACAAUACAAAUCAUUUCUACCUUAACAAUAAUAGCCAGAGUUCCUAUAGCACGACUUGUUUAGCAUCAGAGCAAACCCAGAAAGAGUGUAAUGGGCAUUCAGAUCUAACCCUGCUCACAAACACUUCUCCGAGCCUCCCUUUACCAGAGCAAUGUCCAGAAGUCACAGCCAUUUAAGAGCUCUUUGUGGUCAGUUUACAUUAAGUGGUAUUUAAAGCAGAUGCGUCAUGGCCUUUUCACAUCGCCAUACCUUAAAAUGAAGG
Molecule: messenger RNA, 2033 nt
Organism: Periophthalmus magnuspinnatus
Lineage: Eukaryota; Metazoa; Chordata; Actinopteri; Gobiiformes; Gobiidae
Gene: csrnp3
Product: cysteine-serine-rich nuclear protein 3
Exons: 5
Coding region: 181-1947 (588 amino acids)
Biological process (GO): regulation of transcription by RNA polymerase II
Cellular component (GO): nucleus
Molecular function (GO): DNA-binding transcription factor activity, RNA polymerase II-specific; sequence-specific DNA binding
Source: RefSeq, a predicted model, not a curated record